ACGGCAUUCUGCAGUCGGCAUCAACUUAUGUUUUGUUUUUCGAAAUUUUAUUAUAAAUGUAAAUUGUUAAAGCUAAAAAAUAUGGCUAAUCUUCCACCAAGAAAAAUAUCAACAUCUAGUAAGGUAUCCAAGCAACAGGAUGCGACACCUCUUGAGAUAUUAUUACAAAUGGGAUUCCCUAAAAACCGGGCCCUGAAAGCUUUAGCGGCAACUGGUAACCGUAGUGUCCAGUUAGCAUCAGACUGGCUCCUCACACAUGUAAAUGAUGCUUACAUUGAUGAAGAACAACCUAGAGAGUACAUAUUCUAUGCUAACCCUACUGGCCAACUGUUGGCCCAGCUCCAAAGCUUCUGGGAGAAGUCCAUAGCAACAGGGUGGAAUGGUGCACAUAAUUUUCCACCUCAUAUUACUUUAGUACCAUUUUUCAAGGCAAAAGAUGAUGUGUCGUUACAACUAGCAAAGUCGAUAAAACAAACUAUAGAGAUGGUUGGGCAGCCUCCUGAAACACCAUUGAAGUUAGAGUCUUAUAUAUCACAGAACUUCAUGGGCUUAUUCAUUUCUGAAGAGCAUUCAGACUUUUUAAAGAAUAUCGCAUUGCAGUAUGCAAAACAAGUAUCAACAUUGUUGGGUGUACAGGUGGAUACUAACCAAAGGUUGGAAGGUUUCAUAGUAUCAGAGGAAGUAUCUAAUACAUCGUCAAACGCAGAAGCUCAAACGAAAUCACUGCACCUCACGUUGGCGUAUCACUUUGAUGUCAGCGCAUACCAAGCCCUCAAGGGUCUGGUAGAUGAACUGGAUCUGACGGAACCACUGCAUCCAGACUGGGAACUGCGUUUGUACUCUCGGGACCCGCGCUUUUCUAAUCAUCAGGUAUACAGAGUGACACAGAGCUAUACACCAGAAGCAUGCGACGAGCUUGAACUGGUGGUGGGCGACUACAUUUACGUUGAAGAGAAGCAGUUCGACACGUCGCCAGAUGGGUGGGUGCACGGUACUUCAUGGCUUACAGGUGUGAGUGGAUACCUGCCGGGUGUGUUUACCCGCCGUACGCCCGACUCCGAUGCCUGGACCCUCCACCGUGCCAUUUCUCUCAAAACUCCCAACAGUACAGAUUCGAAAUCUGAAUCGGACUCUAACACUGAAGCAGAAAUGGCAUCUUACUCGCACGAGGACGCUGCGAAACUUGGCUACGAACAAUCCGAAGAGACUUACAGGGUUUGGGACAAGUACUGGAAAGCGGUGACACUGAAUAAAACUGAAAACAUUUUGACCGUCACGCAAGGGGGGAGUGCAGUUCGGACCAGCACAAAUCCAGAAAGCGGUGACAACGAAGGCGGAGUAUCUAGCAAAGUAGGUGAAACGUCUUUCAUGAACGGAACAAACAAAGCUCGUCGGUGGAUGUUCGCACUAAGGCACGGUGAACGCGUGGACCUAACUUACGGCUCGUGGGUUCCAUUCUGCUUCGAUGAAAACGGGACUUACGUGAGAAAGGACCUCAAUAUGCCGUUGAAGUUGGUGGAUAGAGCAGGCGGUGCGGAGUCGUACGCACGUGACACCCCGUUAACAAGAGUGGGCCAGCUGCAGGCAUUCCUCGUGGGAGAAGGGCUUCGACUCGCGAACGCGUCCGUGACGCACGUGUACGCAUCCGCUGCCUUGCGUUGCGUCGAAACCGCACACAACUUCUUACAAGGUCUCCAAGCUGAUCCAUCGGUGAAAAUCAAAGUAGAGCCAGGGUUGUUCGAGUACAAGGGCUGGCACUUAGCGAAGGGGCUGGCUCCUUUCAUGACCCCCGCGGAACUGCAUGCGGCGGGCUACAACGUUGACCUUGAGUACAAACCAUUCGUGGAUUUAGAUGUUACCAGCAAUGAGACUAUCGAGGAGUUCUACAAACGGAACGAACUAGUCAUGCACUCAGCUGCUAAAACUACAGAAGUGGAAGGUGGUAACGUUAUCUUUGUUGGACACGCAUCAACAUUAGAUACAAUGGUUAUAGCACUGAAACGUUUAGGGGAUGAGAGAACAGAAUAUCCUCCGUAUCAAGUCAGUCAACACUUGAUGCGAGUACCAUACUGCGCCUUAGGGGCCGUUCGGGAGAAGCCUUGGGAGGUGGUGUCACCCCCCUGCCCCCCCUCCAUAAACUCAAGCUCUGGAAGGUUCGAUUGGAAGAUUUUGCUGGAUCUGGACUGAAUCUCCAUGUUCCUAGUUGGAAAAUGACUGUGAUUGUGACUCGUGUGUGAUCAAUAUUGUGAUACAAGUGUUUUAAUGAAAGACUGUCGUAAGUGAAAUUAUUAUUAUUGGAUUUAAACAGUAGCGUUUAUGCCACGUUUUUUCAUCGCUUGGUCCAUAUAUCCAUUGGGUAUAUUUUCGUUCCCGUGAUCCCUCAGAGAAAUAUAGUUCUGCACAAUAAAAAAUCUAUCAAAUCAUAGUCAAAAGCAAAGUUGAUUAGUUGCUUUCUUUUUAUAUUAGGAAAACAAACGUCUCCCACGGGAUUUGUAUA
Molecule: messenger RNA, 2497 nt
Organism: Pararge aegeria (speckled wood butterfly)
Lineage: Eukaryota; Metazoa; Arthropoda; Insecta; Lepidoptera; Nymphalidae
Gene: Epp
Product: protein UBASH3A homolog
Exons: 14
Coding region: 28-2187 (719 amino acids)
Molecular function (GO): protein binding
Source: RefSeq, a predicted model, not a curated record